Molecule: messenger RNA, 2008 nt
Organism: Ipomoea nil (Japanese morning glory)
Lineage: Eukaryota; Viridiplantae; Streptophyta; Magnoliopsida; Solanales; Convolvulaceae
Product: 3-ketoacyl-CoA synthase 11-like
Exons: 3
Coding region: 197-1750 (517 amino acids)
Biological process (GO): fatty acid biosynthetic process
Cellular component (GO): membrane
Molecular function (GO): acyltransferase activity, transferring groups other than amino-acyl groups
Source: RefSeq, a predicted model, not a curated record
AUCUCAGGACUCACAGGCAGGCAUAACACAUCUCAUCUCCAAGCCAAUUCUCUCUGUCUCUUCUCUCUCUCUCUCUCUCUCCCUCGCUUUCUCUCUCUUCUCUAUACGCUAUUAGGUUUCUCCGUGGCCAGCGGUUUGGGGUUUUCCGCAUUUCAACAAGUGGAUAAUAAUUUUGAUUUGUUUGAAUUUCAGUGGGAUGAGUGAAUCCAAAGCAGUGGCAGAGAUGAAAAUGAGUGAACCAAAACAAGAGGAGGGAUCUUCAAGAAAACUGCCUGAUUUCAAACAGUCUGUGAAAUUGAAGUAUGUGAAACUUGGAUACCACUACCUUAUCACCCAUGGGAUGUACCUAUUUUUGUCCCCCCUUGUUGUGGUCAUUGCUGCUCAACUCUCUACCUUCUCCCUGGAAGAUGUUUAUGUUUUGUGGGAUCAUCUUAGAUUCAAUCUCAUUUCUGUCAUCAUUUGCUCCACCCUUUUGGUGUUCUUGUCCACCCUUUAUUUCCUCACUCGUCCCCGCCCUGUGUACCUUGUGGAUUUCUCUUGCUACAAGCCAGAGGAGGCUAGGAAGUGCACAAGGCAGAUUUUCAUGGAGAGGUCCGGGUUGACUGGGACGUUCUCUGAGGAGAACCUCAGGUUUCAAAAGAAGAUUCUUGAGAGGUCGGGUCUUGGUGAAUCGACUUAUCUUCCUGAAGCUGUGUUAAGAGUGCCACCUAAUCCUUGCAUGGCAGAAGCACGAAAAGAAGCCGAGACUGUGAUGUUUGGAGCUAUUGAUGAGCUCCUUGCGAAAACUUGUAUUAAGCCAAAAGACAUUGGGAUAUUAGUCGUGAAUUGCAGCUUGUUUAAUCCGACCCCUUCUUUGUCUGCGAUGAUUGUGAACCACUACAAGCUUCGUGGAAACAUUGUUAGUUAUAAUCUUGGUGGAAUGGGUUGUAGUGCUGGUUUGAUCUCCAUUGACCUUGCCAAAGAUCUCCUUCAAGUCCAUCCCAAUACUUACGCCUUGGUGCUCAGCAUGGAAAACAUCACAUUGAACUGGUAUUUCGGGAAUGAGAAAUCAAUGCUGCUUCCAAACUGCUUAUUCCGGAUGGGAGGGGCUGCGAUUUUGCUUUCAAACAAAAGGUCCGAUCGAAGACGAUCCAAAUACCAGUUGGUCCAUACGGUUAGAACCCACAAAGGCUCCGAUGACAAAUGCUUUUCUUGCAUUACCCAGUUGGAGGAUGCGAAUGGGAAGGUGGGAGUUUCUCUGUCGAAGGAACUGAUGGCAGUUGCCGGUGAUGCUCUCAAGACCAAUAUCACUACACUGGGUCCUCUCGUGCUUCCCAUGUCCGAGCAGUUGCUUUUCUUUGCCACAUUGGUUGGUAGAAAAAUCUUCAAAAUGAAGAUUAAGCCAUACAUACCAGAUUUUAAGUUGGCAUUCGAGCACUUCUGCAUUCAUGCUGGUGGAAGGGCAGUGCUGGAUGAAUUGGAGAAAAACUUGCAGCUCUCCGAUUGGCACAUGGAACCUUCAAGGAUGACACUCUACCGAUUCGGAAACACCUCGAGUAGCUCACUUUGGUACGAAUUAUCCUACUCAGAAUCCAAGGGAAGGAUUAGGAAGGGCGACAGAACUUGGCAGAUAGCAUUCGGCUCUGGGUUCAAGUGUAAUAGUGCAGUUUGGAAAGCUUUAAGGACUAUCAACCCCGCUAAGGAGAAAAAUCCAUGGAUGGAUGAAAUUCACAACUUCCCGGUGGAAGUUCCAAAAGUCGCCAAAUUGUAAUAGUAUUAUUAGUCAUUCUUUGAUGGUUGUUGUGACUUGUGAGAGGCUCCCGUGGGGGGAUCAUGGCCCGACGUUCUGUUUCUGCUUCAGAAUUCCUGAUUCCCCUUAGCCUUAGGGGCAUUAACUUGUUAGUAGGUUGGGAUUAAGUGGUUAUUUUACUUAAUUUUUCCAAUUUUUAUGUUGUACUAUCUUAUUGAUUCAUAUGCUCUUUGGAACUGGAAUCCGGUUGUUGGAUGGAAAUUGGUUUUUUUUUUUUUU